Molecule: messenger RNA, 4235 nt
Organism: Dermacentor silvarum
Lineage: Eukaryota; Metazoa; Arthropoda; Arachnida; Ixodida; Ixodidae
Gene: kin17
Product: DNA/RNA-binding protein KIN17
Exons: 11
Coding region: 200-1411 (403 amino acids)
Biological process (GO): DNA replication; DNA damage response
Cellular component (GO): nucleus
Molecular function (GO): double-stranded DNA binding
Source: RefSeq, a predicted model, not a curated record
UAGCCUGUUUGGUGUUUACGUUUUUUCGAAAAGAGCAUGUGUACUCUCUGUUUACGACGUUUACGUCGUGUCUUGCGCCUCGAAGAAACGCUGUGACAUCUGCAUUUCACGUGUAUUUCCCCUGCGAGUAUCGCCUGUUGAGCCUGUUAGCAUUCACGCUUCGAAAUCGUAAGAAUUUUCAGUUUCCGGCCGGUAGAGAAUGCCGAAACAUGACCCGUUUAGCCCGAAGGGCAUCGCGAACAGAAUCAAGUCGAAGGGCCUGCAGAAACUGCGAUGGUAUUGCCAGAUGUGCCAAAAACAGUGUCGAGACGAGAAUGGCUUCAAGUGCCACACGAUGUCAGAGUCGCACCAGCGACAGCUCCUGCUCUUUGCCGAAUGUCCGGGCAAAUACCUUGGAACAUUCUCCCAAGAAUUUGCUGAAACUUUCUUGGAGCUACUCAAGAGGCGAUUUGGCACCAAGCGAGUACAUGCCAACCAGGUGUACCAGGAGUACAUUGCAGACAAGCAGCACUUGCACAUGAACGCCACCCGGUGGCUCACGCUCACUUCGUUUGUCAAGUGGCUCGGGCGCGAGGGACACUGCACGGUCGAUGAGACCGAGAAAGGAUGGUUCAUCACUUACAUCGACCGGGAUCCAGACACCAUUAAAAAACAGGAGUCGUUGGCCAAGAAAGAAAAGCUUGACCUCGAUGACCAGGACCGGCUUGCCAAGUUCAUCGAUCGUCAGAUCGAGCGCGAUCGUGAGCGGAAAGGAGAGGAGGCUACAUCCACUGACUUCACGGAGCUGAAACGGGAAAAUGAAGAGGAGAAAGUUGUUUUCAAGUUGGCUGCCUCCUCAUCAAAACAGCAAGAAGAUGCAGCAAAAAAGGAGUCCUUGAAAGUUAACCCCCUGGAAGUGGCAGCCAAAGCUAGGGAAAAGCACAAGUCACCAUCAUCGUCGUCGUCAACCUAUGGCGAUGGUGAGCCUAAGCCUAAGAAACCGGCGAAGCUCUCUGCGCUCGACGAGAUCAUGCUGGAGCAGGAGAAGAAGCGGGAGAAGAUAAACCGCCGUGCCUACUGGAUCACUCCUGACAUUGUUGUCAAAGUGAUGGCCAAGAAGCUGGGCGACAAGUACUACAAGAAGAAAGGUGUCGUAGAGGACGUGCAGGACCGGUAUGUGGCCACGGUUCGUAUGCUGGACAGCAGCGAUGUGCUGCGACUGGACCAGAGUCACUUGGAGACGGUCAUCCCCAACAUUGGGCGCCGAGUCAAGGUCGUCAAUGGUGCCUACCGGGGUCAGGAAGCUACUCUGCUCGAAGUGGACCAGGCAGGCUUCUGCGCAAAACUCCGCCUCGACUCUGGACUAAUCAGCGGUCGCGUGCUUGAGAAAGUUCCGUACGAAGACUUCUCCAAACUUCACGUGCCGUCGUGACAUCAGUGAAAGCAAGAACUCAUGUUUGUUUCCUCGGAAAGGUUCUCAGAACUUUUCCGAAACACCCAUCUUCUCUGUCACCCUUUGCAAUACUGCGUGUCGCCGUGAACUUUGAUGGAAAUAGCUUUGGUUAAGUGUUACUGGUGAGAGUGUGAGUGGCUAGGGCAGUGGGCUGAUGUUCACCGCAGUAAGUUUUACUUUGUGGAAAUGGCAUUAACCAUUUGCCCUACUCGCCCGUUAUUUUUUUGGGGGGGGGGAUAAAUAAAUAAAUACAAAAUUUCUCAGAAAUUUCGUGUGGCAUAUGGCCACUAAAUUAGGAGUGCAACCCUAAACAAAAACCCUUCGGUUCAUACAUCUUUUUCUCUCAUUUUUUUCCGAGAAGUAUGAACGAGGUUCCGCUGUAAUACAAGCAUAUUUACCAUCGCUGCAAUCUAUCGUUGCAUCCUGCUCCUUCUGAUUUAUAUAUCGAAAACAUCGAGAACACCCUUCAAUGAUCGCACUGGUUGUAAGAAAAGCCAGAAUAUCCAGCAUAGUACAGUAAAACCUUGUUAAUUCGACCCUUGUUAAUUUGGACUCGUCCUCUGGUCCCGGCAGGCAUAUGCAUUAUUCAAUGCAAUCAAACUCUCGAUAAUUCGGACGUAUUUGCCUGCACACCAGUUAGUUCAGACAGCUUUCGGAGCUCGGCAAGCGAGCGCCACAAAUGUACCACACAAAAGAGCAAGAACGACGCUGCAAAAGCGGUGCUAAUGUCUAACCGAAAUGAAGCGGCGCAGUUCUCAUCGCCAUAGUCAUCAAUGGAAAUUGUACGUGAGUGACAGCAACUCCGGAACGCUUUGUACCUAAUUGUACCUUUAAUGCCUUUAUUCUUGCAUUUACGGCCGUGCAUAACACCAUGUUGGCCGCGUGCUUUCACAAUUGCGUAGUCGCCAUCAAUGAUUGUGUCGAUAGCGGCAGCGGUUGCGGUAGACAGUAGUUUGACUAGGUAUGUGCAUCGGCCGCGUGCCUGGAUCGCUGCAAUCUAUCGUUGCAGCGAUAGAUUGCAGCGUAGUCGCCAUCCAUCAUCGCAUCAAUAGCGACCGCGGUUUCGUCCGAAGUUGUAGCAGCGAACAGUACUUUCGAUCGCACUCGGUGCAUGCGUUGGCCGCGUGCCUUCAGCACUACAACGUCACCGUUUAUAAUCACGUCGAUGGCGGCUGUGGUUUCCUCCGCAGUGGUUGUGGCAAACAGUUUCAUUUUGACUCGAUGCAAAGCUGUCAAGGAUGAAGAGUACCGGCUACAGUGCGAUGGACGGAUGAUCUGUUGGCGAUCAGCUCACUGGUGAAAAAAUAAUGGGGAUGUGUGUGUAGUAGUGCAAAGGCAUGUCGCAUAUGAAGGUGCGCGCCGUAGCCGUGCAGUGAAGAAAGUCGCGAGGCCUGGAUCACUGCUGCAAGAGCCACUGAGUCACGAGAUGACGAGAAUUGCAGCUUCCGCACUGUUUUUGUACAAAAUAGCAACAAGACUUGCUAAUUCAUUAACUAAAUAAAAGCAUGUUUACGUAGUAAGCAUUUGCUUAUUGUUUUCUGGAUGCCCUCGAUAAUUCGACAUUUGGUUAGUUGGGACAUUUUCUUCGGUCCCGUGAAAUUUGAAUUAUGAGGUUUUACUGCACAUGAAAGAUUAUGAUAGACUCGGCCAUGCAUCCUUCAGAAGAUCUAGUGGCUGAGGGAUUUUCUUAGCUUACACUUGUCGUGUCGGCAGCAAGGAGUGUCCCCUUCCCUCACCUAAAGCAAUAAAAUAAAAAUACUGUGUUUUCCAUGCAAUUUGGAGCUUUCACAUCAGCCCGUCGACUGCAAGGAUAUUCAUAUAAGAUUCUGUCUACCCCUAAAAAAUGCAACGAAGAAGUCGUGGGCUUUUCUGACUUAUGGCUUGUACCAUACAUGUCGGACUUCAUUUUGGGAUAAAGCCGUGUGGCUGCUUAUUUAAGUGAUAAGUGAGCACAACUUCUGCGUCACCCACAAAAAAGUCAGUGCUCUGACCCUCAGCCUGUGCCAUAGCUGUUGUUAUCUUUCUGCUCGUGCACCUGUAUUUACGUUUACUUUGCUAUUUGAUCCUAUGAGAGCAUUUAGCAUGGAAAAAUAAAAAAUAAGAUUGCAGACUUGUGUUGCCUAGCAAAAUCGCAACCCAAUUUUCAGUGAAGCUGUUUCGUUUGAGUAGUUGCUUUCACUUGCCUGUAAUUAAACCACACUUUAAAACGUUGCCCCUAUAUGACUGAUUCGUUUGGAACCCUGCUAGUAUAUAAUGUCUUUGGGCAUUGGGUAAAGAAAUUUUUUAAAUACCACAGGCCGGGAUUUGAUCCAGCACCCUCGGGCUUAGCGGCGCAAUGCCAAAGCAACUACGCCACCACGGCAGGUACAUUUUAUUUGCGAGAAGAUUGGCCAUAACACAUUAUCAAACCAGAACUGAACUGAAAACUGGAAAAAAAACAUUAUUUUUGCUCGAACCAAAACUGAAUCGAAACAUUCUGAUGUUUUUCACUCCAGAGUGAAACCGGAAAAAAAAUUUUUAAAUAACGAUUUUUGGUUCAUGCUGUCAGCUUUUCCAGAGAUUUUCAGCCUCUCAUUGCCUGCACUUGCGACUGAACUGUCCUGCGUAUCUCAUUUUAAAUUCCAUCGUCCCAUGAUUUUAGAAGUAGCAGCGCCAAUAGUACAGUUUUAAAUGUAUCACAUUGGGGGGCAGACAUGUUAGUAGUGCAUUCGUAAGGAUUCGAAAUUGGGGACCAUCAAAUAGUUUUCCUUUAGAAGGAGACCUCUAUAUGACAGGUGAAAUAAAGGCGCGCUUCCUAGCUGCG